AGGCUCUGGUAGAGAGUUCCACAAAUCUGGACCAUGGUGUCUCAUGGAUCUCUGCGCAAUAAGCAAUUUAGGGUUGAUUAAAUGGAAAUUUGAAGAGUUACGGGUAGGGUAAGAAUGAAUAGAUGUAUUCAGAGUAUAAAAAUUGUGGAAUGAAGGUGGGAGCAUGUUAUGUACGUACUUAAACAUAAGUAGUAAACUUUGAAGAGGAUUUAUGUCAAAUACUGUUAGAGUCUUUAGUUUAUGGAAUAAUGGAUUUGUGUGUGAUAAAUAUUGGGAAUCAGUACAGAUUCGAAUUGCUUUUUUCUGUAAUAAGUAUAUUGUAUUAAUUUUAGUUUUUGCACAUGUUGCCCAAACUAUGUUGCAAUAUGAUAUAUAAGGCAAUAUUAAUGAAUUGUAGAGUAUGACAAGAGUUGUAUGUAUGCAGCUGCAGCGCAGAAAUUGGUACUGGUAAAGUGGUAGCAGAAAUAGCGGACCACCCAGGCCCAGGACCAGUUUAAAAUGGCGUCAACAGAUGAGCAAAAGGAAAAGCAGUCCGAACCAUUGGCAAACCAGCAACAAGCACCAUUGCCUCAACCUCAGAAACAAAGGUAUGACUGGUACCAAACAGAUGGGCUUGUUACUAUGAAUAUACUCAUCAAAAAGGCCAAGGAAGAAGAUGUUAAUAUUGUUCUGACCAAGACUACAUUGAGUUCAACAAUCAAGUUGUCCGAUGGGAGUGAUUACAGAUUGAAAUUAGACCUGGCUCACCCGAUCAUUCCAGAGAAGAGCACAACAAGGAUACUAAAUAGUAAAAUAGAGAUUAAAUUGAAGAAAGAAGAAGCCAUCAGAUGGAACAAACUAGAAGGUGAAGAUGAUAUCCCUCAAGCAGUCAAGCCUGCAGUGGAAACAAAGGUUGAAGACAGCAUCCACAAAUACCCAACAUCUAGCCAUGUGACGAGGAACUGGGACCAGAUUGCAAAGGAUUUUGAGAAGGAGGAAGAGGAGAACGCGAAAGGAGAGGAGGCUCUCAACAGUCUCUUCCAGAAGAUCUACUCAGGUGGAGACGAAGAGACGAAGAAAGCCAUGAACAAGUCAUUUGUGGAGUCGGCGGGCACGGUUUUGAGCACUAAUUGGAAAGAUAUCGGUGCCAAGAAGACGGAUAUUAAACCCCCCGACGGCAUGGAGCACAAGAAAUGGGAUUCAUGAUCAUUUCAAGAGUCAAAUUUAAUCUUCAAACAUUUGUUGAACUUUGAAAAGAACCGUUUUGUGGUGUGACAUGGAAGCCCUUUCUCUCAUGGAACGCGAUAUUGGGUACUUCUUCAAGCUCAAUUUGUGAUGUGAGUGUGAUUAACGCUGGAACCAGUAUGCGGUGGUUCUGCCGACAAAAGAGUGUGGCAGAAUGUUUUGCUUGAAUUUACAGACAGUUUAGGCCAAAUAAUAACAUACACCCAUGGAAUUCAGUGAAAUUUGUGCGCUUGCCGAACAUCGUAAAAUUUACUUUAUCUUCAGAAAUAUGAAUACUACCAUGACGAAUUUGGUAUCAAAUGAAAUAGCGUAUCACACUCUUUCACAAGAUUGGGAUUGAAGUAUAUUUCUAUGGAAAAAAUUCUAGCUCGCCUUACAACAAAGAAAGGCAAGCAGAAUAUGUUAUUUGAUUAUGCAAAGUUAAAGAAAGCUAUUCCAAAAGUGUGGUUAAAAGAGUUUUAUACAAAUAUACAGACAGCGAAUGAUUUAAAUUACUUUCUUGAAACUCCUACUUUUUUUCAUUGGAGAAAGGCUCGUUGCAGUGAGUGACAUAAGUAGUAAACGUUUUUAUAAUCUGAUUUGUUUAACACCGAAUUAUACGAAUAGAUGUUGUAUCUUUUGGGAAAAUAUACUGCAGACUGAUAUUUACUGGUUUUCUGUGUUUAAAAGAAACUUGACAUGUAUAGGUGAGCUUCGUUUACGAGAAUUUAAUUUUAAACUUCUAUACAAUUUAUUACCCGUUAGAAGUAAUCUUUUUAAAUGGGGUCUUGCCGACAAUAAAUAUUGUCCGCACUGUCACGUAAAAGAAGACUUAAUACACGCUUUUAUUGAAUGUGAUUUGAACAAACAGUUCUUUUCUUUUGUUAAGAGUGUUGUUAUGUAUACUUUUAAAGUCAAAAUUCAUGUGAAUACUUUUUGUUUACUAAAAAUCAAUACCGAUGUAAACACAGAUAUAACAAUGACAGUCGCCUUUUGGUGUAUACAUAAAAUGUUGCAUAAUAGAAAUAGAUAUGGUAUAGAUAGAAGAGAUUCAAGUUUGAAAUACCUUUUUGUAAGAGAAAUGGAAAAUAGAAUAAUUACAAACAAAGAAUUGAAGAAGCCAGAUAAGAGAUUGCCGGAGAAAAUGUUAAAUGUAUUGUGAUGUUCAGUUUAUUAUGACAUGUGUGAUGAAUUAUGAAUAAAUCCCUCGUUUAGAGGUACAAAAAAAAAAAAAAAGUAUUUCAGGUGGAAUUUUCUUUGAAAAAAAAGGAAUAUUCGUGCCAAAUGUAUUCUAUUGUUUGUUAUUAUAUUUUCAAA
Molecule: messenger RNA, 2520 nt
Organism: Lytechinus pictus (painted urchin)
Lineage: Eukaryota; Metazoa; Echinodermata; Echinoidea; Temnopleuroida; Toxopneustidae
Product: protein SGT1 homolog
Exons: 7
Coding region: 499-1185 (228 amino acids)
Molecular function (GO): protein-folding chaperone binding
Source: RefSeq, a predicted model, not a curated record